This is a messenger RNA of Psammomys obesus (fat sand rat), 240 nucleotides long. Its product is annotated as 60S ribosomal protein L37-like. Gene Ontology annotation, biological process: translation. Gene Ontology annotation, molecular function: RNA binding; structural constituent of ribosome. NCBI's taxonomy places the organism in Eukaryota, Metazoa, Chordata, Mammalia, Rodentia, Muridae. Gene Ontology annotation, cellular component: cytosolic large ribosomal subunit; ribosome. The transcript has a single exon. The record is from RefSeq and is a predicted model, not a curated record. The coding region runs from base 1 to 240 and encodes 79 amino acids.
AUGAUGAAAGGAACGUCAUCCUUUGGAAAGUGUCGCAAUAAGACGCAUGGGUUGUGCCGCCGCUGGGGCUCUAAGGCCUACCGCCUUCGGAAGUUGACCUGUGGCAAAUGUGGCUACUCUGCCAAGGGCAAGGGGAAGGAGAACCAGAGUGCCAAGGCUAAGAGACAAAACACUACCGGGACUGGGCGGAAGAGGCAUCGAAAAAUUGUUUAUCCUGGAUUCAAGCAUGGAUUCUGCUAA